This is a messenger RNA of Solanum pennellii, 1926 nucleotides long. Its product is annotated as zeatin O-glucosyltransferase-like. The transcript has a single exon. Lineage: Eukaryota; Viridiplantae; Streptophyta; Magnoliopsida; Solanales; Solanaceae. The record is from RefSeq and is a predicted model, not a curated record. Gene Ontology annotation, molecular function: UDP-glycosyltransferase activity. The coding region runs from base 174 to 1625 and encodes 483 amino acids.
GUAUUCAAUGUAAUCCCACUUGUCGAUGGUUUUAUUAGGAAAAAAAAAACAAAGAAAACAACUGCGUACAGGCUACAGCUAUACAUGUUUUGCAUACAUUUAUUAAAUUUUUUAGCGGCCCACAAGCAAGUAUGAGUAUUCAUUGCAUUCAUGCAUUAUAAGAGCAUCUAUAUAUGUUUUCACUGGAAGCUGUAGAUACUCAUAGCAAUUUCCCAAUGGCUGAGAGCAACACAACAAAAAGCAAUGACCAAAUAAGUGUUGAAGAUGCACAAGUGGCUGUGGUUAUGGUGCCACUUCCAGCACAAGGCCAUCUCAACCAGCUUCUCCACCUCUCGAGGCUCAUCGCCUCGUAUAAUAUCCCAGUGCACUAUGUUGGAGCAACCACUCAUAUUCGCCAGGCCAAGUUACGUGUCCAUGGUUUCGACCCUGUUACUAUUAGAAACCUACAUUUUCACGAAUUCCCUACACCACCUUUUGAAAAUCCCCCUCCAAAUCCAAAUGCUUCUCAUAAAUUUCCUGACCAUAUACUCCCUUUACUUAAUGCAACAAUCCAUUUCCGCGAGCCGGUGUGCUCUCUUGUAAACCAACUCUUAGGCGCCAAUCAUCGGAGAGUGAUUGUCAUUUAUGAUUCCAUGAUGACUUGGGUGGUACAGGAUGUGCCAGCAAUUCCAAAUGCCGAGUGCUACCGUUUUAAUGGUUUCUCAGCUUUCUAUAUGCUUUCAUCCUAUUGGGAAACCAAAGGAAAACCUUCCCAACCUGAAACUGAGAUAUUUGACGACAUUAUAUCAAGCGAAAACUGCGCUAUCCCAGAGGUAUGGGAAUUGUGGAAUAAACAAGGAGCCCUUGAAGGGAAAAUUUGCUCUGGACAACUUUACAAUUCAUCCAGAGUAAUAGAAGGUUUAUACCUUGAUUUAGUAGCCAAAGAAAUUAAUGGCUUAAACCUAUGGGCUAUUGGUCCAUUCAAUCCGUUAUUUUCUGAGCAAAACAAACAACAUCAAACCCUGUAUUGGCUUGACAAACAAGAAACGAAUUCGGUAAUCUAUGUGUCAUUUGGAUCAACUACUACCUUGUCUAAUGAAGAAAUCGAAGAGCUCGCCAUCGGGUUAGAGAAAAGCAUGCAAAAGUUCAUUUGGGUUCUCAGAGAGGCUGACAAAGGAGAUGUUUUUGCAGGUGAAGAAAGGAGAGCUCGGCUGCCGGAAGGUUAUGAAGAAAGAAUAAAAGGAAGAGGAAUUAUUGUAAGAGAUUGGGCACCUCAGUUGGAAAUUUUGGCACAUCCUUCCACGGGUGGUUUUAUGAGUCAUUGCGGAUGGAAUUCGUGCAUGGAAAGCAUUUCCAUGGGAGUUCCUAUAGCAGCCUGGCCAAUGCAUUCAGAUCAACCAAGGAAUUCUCAGCUGAUAACAAAGGUCCUGAAAACUGGCCUAACCGUGAGGCAUUGGGCACGCCGGGAUGAAUUGGUUGCAUCAGAAAUAGUUGAAAAUGUUGUGAGAACUUUGAUGACUUCACCUGAGGGAGAUGAGAUGAGGAAGAGAGCAUCAGAAUUAAGCAUUGCUGUCAAAAAAUCAGUCAUGGAUGGGGAAGGUUACGGUGCAGAGAUGAAUUCUUUUAUCGCACACAUUACUCGAUAACUUUCUCAUUUAAAUUGACCAAUUGGUUGCACACUUCCAUCUAAUAGAAUAAGUGAUUCAACCUAUGAGACUUUACCAGUACUCUGUUACCAUCUUAGUGGGUUCAGUGUCCACCCUACUGGCACCCCUUUAUGUUGAGGAUAAAAACCUUUCCUUUUGUGAGUUCUUUGUAUUUUCUAAUAUAAAAGUGGAUGUCCUCCCAAAUAAAUAAAAUAUUGGAUGCUGUUUGUGUAUUAUAUUGGAUGCUGUUUGUGUAUUCUUACUUGAACUUUUUGCUUGUGACCUGAAUAACAUAGUUUGU